Molecule: messenger RNA, 1073 nt
Organism: Octopus sinensis (East Asian common octopus)
Lineage: Eukaryota; Metazoa; Mollusca; Cephalopoda; Octopoda; Octopodidae
Exons: 3
Coding region: 10-1059 (349 amino acids)
Source: RefSeq, a predicted model, not a curated record
GAAAGACGAAUGUAUAAGCUCGCGAUGCUGCAAGGCCUGAAUCUUUCCCGAAAAUCUUCUGUUUUCAUUACUGUGAAUAUUUUAUCUUUGAUAUUGUUAUACCUAUAUUACACCAAGGGGUAUGACAUGUUAAAAAUUGAUAGCUUUUGGAAAUCAAGCGAAAGGAGCGACAGGAUACCGUAUAAAAAAUUCCUGGUGACAUUCCCUGCAUUGCAAAACUUUAAACUUGAAGACAAUAUUGGUGGAGAAUUUGGUCUAUUUCCGCUUGCUGAAAACUAUAUUGCGCUGCUCAAUAUUUCAAACUUCAGUAUUCCUAAAGCUUUCUUGCCUGCCAUGACUGAACAAGAAAAAUUGGUGUCUCUGUACGUUUUCCAACAUUUUAUCAAUGGUUGUAACAAGAAUAAUAUCUCUUUCUUCAUCCAAGGUGGCACUUUGUUAGGAGCCUAUCGUCAUCAUGGCUAUAUACCGUGGGAUGAUGACAUCGACGUCUACGUGGAUCAUGAAGACAAGCAAAAAUUAUACAACUUGAGUUCUAUGGGACAAGGUUUCAAUAUAUGCAGCUACGAACAUUUUCAGUGGAAAUUUUACAAUUCACAUACACCUGCCCUAUUAAAUUAUAAAUAUCGAUGGCCGUUUAUCGAUAUAUUUUUCUAUCAAGUAUCUAAUGGUUUUGUCUAUGACGUUACAUACAAGUCAAGAAAGCGCAAAUUUAACUACCAUGAUGUAUUUCCUUUAAAGGGUCUUGCUUUUGAAGGGGCUUUUUUACCUGCGCCGUGUAAUGUUUUAAAAAGCAUAAAUUCUUGGAAAGGUGCGAAUCAAAGUUUCUGUUACUCAGGUUCCUAUGCCCAUAAAAUAGAAAGCAGUAAAAAAAAAUCCUACAUAGAAUCAAUAGCAUGUAAUGAUUUAUAUCCAGUAUACCCGUUUGUUUUCCGUUCCUCCUCCAAUAGUUCAAAUGUGACUCAAGUUGAACAGUUAAAACUAGGCAACACAGUUUUGCAUACACUGGUUGUAAAUAGUAGUUGCUCAUACAAUUUUCGCAAUUCAACGUUACGACUAUAAGAAAAUCAUUGUUA